Arachis stenosperma is the source of this 384-nucleotide messenger RNA. RefSeq lists its product as uncharacterized. NCBI's taxonomy places the organism in Eukaryota, Viridiplantae, Streptophyta, Magnoliopsida, Fabales, Fabaceae. The record is from RefSeq and is a predicted model, not a curated record. The transcript has a single exon. The coding region runs from base 1 to 384 and encodes 127 amino acids.
AUGAAGGAUAUUCUAAGUCAUAAGAAGGAUUGGAGAGAGACACAAAUAGUCCUCCUCACUGAGGAAUGCAGUGCAAUCAUUCAGAACAGCUUACCAGUGAAGUUUAAAGACCCUGGAAGCUUUAUGAUACUAUACACUCUAGGUGAUACUUGUACAAGGACAGCUCUAUGUGACCUUGGAGAAAGUAUCAACCUAAUACCUACUUUACUAAUAAAGAAGCUUAGUUUGACUGAUGAAGUCAAACCAACCUGCAUGUGCCUUGAACUUGCCGAUGGUUCUAUUAAGAUACCAUCAGGAGUAGUUGAAGAUAUGAUUGUCAGGGUUGGAUCCUUUGCCUUUCUUGAGCAUUUCCUCCAAGUGAACAGUUGUUCUGAACAAGAGUGA